Molecule: messenger RNA, 1448 nt
Organism: Trematosphaeria pertusa
Lineage: Eukaryota; Fungi; Ascomycota; Dothideomycetes; Pleosporales; Trematosphaeriaceae
Exons: 1
Coding region: 1-1338 (445 amino acids)
Source: RefSeq, a predicted model, not a curated record
AUGGAUUCUACAACCCACCCCAAUUUUGACUACCGUUACCCUAAGGCAAAGGACAUGGUCAUGCGCUGCACCCAAGCGAAGGACAGAUUUAGAGAAGGCGAUGCCAGAUUCGUCAGCGUCUCCAUUGGCGGUGAAACCCAACCCGCGUUCAUAUUCACCUCCGACCUUUUCAAGAAGACUAAGAAGGCAUGGGAUCUGAUGCAAGAAGCUGAGCAAGUUCGACGCGACGCGGAAUUCGAGGACCGCGAACUGAGUCCAGCUGAGCGGAAGGCGCGCAGCAAUGUCGUCGAUGCGAGGGAUCGCCUUGAAGAACUGAUCAAGUCGAUGAGCACUCGACGUGAUGGACCUACGAAUCAACAGAAGCGAUUAGAGAAGCAAUACUGGGAAGACUAUGAGAAGGCGCAAGAUGAGCUCACAAAUAUCAUGGAGCGUAGGGACAAGCUGGGAUGGAAGGUUGGGGAUGCGGAACGACAGGCUCUAGAGGUCGUCAAGGAAUUCCAACAGAUCAUUGCUGAAGCUUCCGUUGAAGCGGGAUUUUGGCCGAGCGGCGAAGUGUUGGAGGACACACACUCAGACAGUGCAGGGAGUGUGACUAGCUACCGCAAGGUCAAUCUAGGGAAUGAAGGCCCGGGGGAGACCUCAGUGGAGCAGUCAGAAGGUCCUACUAGAUCAGCAGCAUCGCAAUUAGCGCCCGAUAUGUCCCUGGCACAGGGCAAUAACACGCAUCCCUCAAAACGACCGCAAGACACCAGCCCUUCGGAUACGCGGACUCGGCGAGUUAUGGAGAGCCCAGCUGCGGCAGAGGUCCCUGUCAAUCCAGAUACAGAGCGCCCAUCAAAGGCGCCACUUGCUACGUCCCAAGCGGGCGAGGGGAUGAUUCACUUAAAGUCCAACCCAACACGAUCGAGGCCUAACGAACGCGAUGACGGUAGUGACGCACAGGAUACCUCCAGGACGGUGGCAUUGAAGGCCUUGGAUGUCAUGUUGAACCGAGAGGAAGACCUGAGGAAGGCGAAGGACUAUUGCAACGACCAUUUCGGAACAUAUCAUCAGCAGCUUCAUGAGUUCCGUGUGAUGAAUGCUGCCCGACCGCAUGAAGACAUGGAGUCAUCUUUCGGACCGAUAUUUUGUCAACGGGGCCAGAUCGGCACGCAAAGGAUAAUACAAGCUGAAGAAGAGCUGAAGCAGGCGCGACUCGCAGCGAAGGAUGCGGGCGUCCUCAAUCCGAAUUCUCCAGAACAGGAAUCUGAGUUCUUGUCUGUUGUAGGAGAGGGACCUCAUACAGAAUAUCUAGAGUUGCAAAUUCAAAACUGCAAUCGGAAACGCAUCCAGGAGUAGAUAGAUAAUAACCCCCAGACGAGCGAGCACGACGACGAAGAAGCGGCCUUCGCCCUUUCUGGCGCGCAAGUUAAUUCCUGGGAGAGUCUUAGUGACUGCGAAAGAGAGCC